Chelonus insularis is the source of this 3926-nucleotide messenger RNA. RefSeq names its product draper (gene drpr). Gene Ontology annotation, cellular component: membrane. Bases 450 to 3479 code for a protein of 1009 amino acids. The transcript has 14 exons. NCBI's taxonomy places the organism in Eukaryota, Metazoa, Arthropoda, Insecta, Hymenoptera, Braconidae. The record is from RefSeq and is a predicted model, not a curated record. Gene Ontology annotation, molecular function: scavenger receptor activity; protein binding.
UUCAGUUGUACCAAAUGUAUUGUGGUGAUAGGAGUGUACUGUUCAGUAUGAUGAAAAACUGUGGUCAGUUAUCAUAAUUUUGUCUAGUACGCGCGAGUCUUUAAACAAUUGUUAACAUAUUUAUUCAAGUUAAAUUGUAAAUUGUAAUUGAAAUUAAUUCAAGUGAUAGUGUGUGAAUGAAACAACUGGAUUUACUGUUGGAUUAAUAUACAGAUACAAGUAAAAAUAUUACUUGAACAAAUGUUCCUUAUCGCCCACUGAUGGAUUUCAUGGCAAAAAAUAAUUUACGUUCAAUUUUAUGGAUUGGAGCCGUCUGGUACGGUCUUCAAAGAUGCAAAGGUUGUGAAAUUACUCAAAAGACUGCAUAAAAAAUUUGACGAAGCGUAAACGUAAUCAGAGAGGGUGUCUAAGAACAGUCAGACAAACAGGAAGAAUUUGUUAACUCCAACAUGGAGUCGAGAGUGUUUUUGUUUACUCUGACAAUAGUUACUUUUGCUUUUGCUACUUCAGCAAUAUUAGAUGGACCUAACGUCUGCGUUCGUCAAGAAACGUAUACUGUAACAGUAAACAUAUCUGUACAAAAACCUUAUAAGGUGAGAGAGCUCAAAUGGUGUCUUGCAGUUCCACCAAGAUGUUCCAGCUAUCGUAUGGAAUUCAAAACAGUUUAUGAAACACAGACUAUAACAAAGCAAAGACCCGUUGAUGAGUGUUGUAAAGGCUAUGGAGAAACGUCGUCUGGCGAUCGAUGUGUUCCUAUUUGUGCUCAAGAUUGUAAACAUGGUCUUUGUGUUGCUCCAGAUGUUUGUAAUUGCGAAACGGGCUAUGGUGGGCCUGCUUGUGAUAUCAAAUGUCCACUUGGUAAAUGGGGUCGAGACUGUAGUAAAGAUUGCACGUGUAUGAAUGGCGCAAACUGCGAUCCUUUUAACGGCAAAUGCAGGUGUACAAAAGGAUGGACUGGAGAAAAUUGUGAUGAAAUAUGCCCACCACAUCAUUAUGGACAGGAUUGUGGGGAAGAAUGUAGAUGCAAAAAUGGUGGAAGCUGUCAUCAUAUAUCGGGAGAAUGCCAUUGUGCUCCUGGAUAUACUGGACCAUUAUGUGAUGAUUUGUGUCCUGAAGGAACGCACGGCGAUGAAUGCAAAACUCAAUGUAAAUGUCAAAACGGCGGUAAUUGCGAACCAACGACCGGAAAAUGUUUCUGUACUCCUGGUUGGAUUGGCGAAGUAUGUGGAAACAGAUGUCAAGAUGGUUAUUGGGGUAAAAACUGUGAACAAGAGUGUAUAUGUUAUAACGGUGCUUCGUGCGAUCACGUAACUGGCAAAUGUAUAUGUAAACCAGGCUACUACGGAAAUGAGUGUCUUUAUAGAUGUCCCGAUGGCAAAUUUGGAUUUAACUGUGAGAAUAAUUGUACUUGCAAAAAUGGUGCUGCUUGUUCACCUAAUAACGGCACAUGUAUCUGUAAACCCGGUUGGACAGGAGAACAAUGUGAAUUGAGAGCUUGUCCUGAUAGUGUAUGGGGAUCAAAUUGUCAAAAGGUUUGUGAGUGUGAUAAAGCAAAUACUGAACUUUGUCAUCCGUGGACUGGUGAUUGUGUUUGCAAAAUCGGUUGGGAUGGCGCAACUUGUUCAAGACCAUGUCCCCUUUACUUUUAUGGAAAAGAUUGUGCUAAUCGGUGCAACUGUAAAAAUAAUGCACAAUGUUCUCCAAUAAAUGGUACUUGUAUAUGUGCUCCAGGAUUCCGAGGAAAAGAUUGCAGUGAAGUUUGUCCAAGAAAUACUUUUGGAGAAGACUGUGCUCAAAAGUGCUCCUGUAAACAUGGAGCAUCUUGUUCACCGGAAACAGGACGGUGUAACUGUACUGAAGGAUGGGAAGGUGUUCUCUGUGAUCGUCCAUGUACAGAUGGAACUUUUGGCAAAGAUUGUGUAGACAAAUGUCAAUGUCUUAAUAACGCAGCCUGUAAUCCACAAAAUGGCACAUGCACGUGUGGGGCUGGCUACAUUGGGGAAUUUUGUCAGCGACGAUGUUCACGUGGACUUUUUGGUCAUGAUUGUACACAAGUUUGUGAUUGCCAGGAUGAAAAUACUAUUGAUUGUGAUCCAUCUACUGGAAAAUGUAUUUGUAAGCCAGAAUGGCGAGGAAUCAGAUGCGAAACUCGAUGUCCAGCGGGUUCUUAUGGAGAAAACUGUGACAUUAAAUGUAGCUGCAUGAACAAUAGUUCAUGUGAUCCUCAAACUGGUGAAUGUAUUUGCGGAAGAGGAUGGGAAGGUCCAGAUUGUUCUCAACCUUGCAAACAUGGAUGGUACGGUGUUAAGUGCAAAGAAAAAUGUCCCAUAAAAACUUAUGGAAAUAUGACAUGUGAUCAUGUAACUGGUCAAUACGUCUGUCGACCUGGAUACCUUGGUCUUACUUGUGAACAUUCUUGUCCUCCUGAUCGUUGGGGUUUAAAUUGUAUGAACCACUGUGAUUGUAAGAAUGAUGGUGAGUGUCAUCAUGUUACCGGAGCUUGUCAAUGCCGGCCAGGAUGGCAAGGUGAUCGAUGUCAAACUCCUUGUCCUCAAGGAACUUUUGGAGUUAAUUGCACUCAACAUUGCAAAUGUCAGAAUGGUGGAAAGUGCAGAGCUAACGAUGGAGUCUGUAGAUGUGCUCCUGGAUGGACUGGAGCUAGAUGCACUGAAAUUUGUCCAGAAGGAUAUUACGGUGACCACUGCAUGGAGCCCUGUGAGUGUAAGAAUGACAACUUUUUAUGUCAUCCUGCAGAAGGAUGUAUUUGUAGACAUGGAUACGCUGGAGUAAAUUGUGAGGACGAAAUUUUAUCUCGAAAUGUUCAAGAAAAAGCUGAGUCAGGCUAUGGAAGUGUAAUUGCUGGAAUCUUUGCGGCAAUAAUUGUAAUAGCUGUUACCUUAGCAGCUUGGAUGUAUCAUCGUAAACGAGUAGCUAAUUUGAAAAUGGAAAUAGCCCAAGUACAAUACAUAGCAGAACCUGUGACACCCCCAGAUCGUAAUCACUUUGAUAAUCCAGUGUAUUCAUACAACGGCUCGAUUAGAACUGAUGAUGGAACAACCAGACUCCUCAAUAAUAGUUUAAUCAGAAAUAAUCUGGGCAUGAAAAAUAUAAACAAUCAUUUACAAAAAACUAAACUAGGUAUCGGUGGUUUGGACGACGACGACGAUGAUUGUCGUGAAGCUCACAGCUUGCAAUAUGAUCAUUCAGCGUCUUUAAAGAAUAAAGAUGCUGAUAUAAGUAAUCCCAAUAUCAAUGUUUAUCAUAGCAUUGAUGAAAUGGAUAGUAAAAAGGGGGAACAUCUAUAUGAUGAAAUCAAGCAAAAUAAUCCAGACUUAGAAUAUGAUCAUCUAGAAUAUACUCGACCUUUAAGUGCAUGGAAACCUCAUUACCAGCGAAUGGCCAAUGGCUUUGGUUUGAGUAAAGAUGGUAGUGGUUCAAGUAAAGCCAGUCAAAAUGAUCCGGAACUUGGAGGACAGUGAAUCUCUAACAAUAAGGAAGCACCAUGAAAGAAAUUACUUGAAAUGUUGAGAGAAACUUAAUAUGUGAAAUAAUUAAGUACUUGUGUAUUAUUCAUUGACAAACAAUUUUUAUCUAUAUUAUGUAAUUAAACAUGACUAUAAGCUCUCGAUAGAUCAAUUAUUUAUAUUCAUGUUUAAGCUUCCUGUGCAGUGUAUCUUUAAAAUCAUUUGUAAAUAUGUGACUAGCAAAUAAUGUCAAAUAUUGAUUGACUUCUACAAAUGACAUUAAUAUAGACUAGACUAUUGUGUUUACAAUCAUUACAAAAAACUCACAAGAAGACUAGUCUAGAUUUAAAUUCUAUUAAUUUGUAAUAUUAUAUAUACAUACUCAAUUUUGAGGUUUUUUUGUCACAUAUAGUAUGAUAUAUAACGAAUAUAUAAUAUUAAUUUUUUUUUUAAUCUUUACAA